AUAAACCUUUCCCUUCCUGGUGAGCAAAAUUGGCAGUCCAGUGAAAUCUGUACUACUACAGAGAUGGCGAAUCAACUUUACGGCUAUAACCCUAGCAGCACCAACACCGGAAUAGCAGCUAGAACAGCAACGAGAUCCAUGGACAACUAUCAUUUCUCUACUACUGAUAAUAAUAAGACGACAUUACAAUACGGUUCUUCCAAUUAUUACGGUUCUACCGGCUAUGCCUUCUCCUCAUCCCCGACUGUGCUUUAUAAUCAAAGUGAUAGUAGUUAUACGCCUACUCCUGUGAGUAGGAUUCCAGGUCAAUCCUUGUAUGGACCGCCUGGUGUUGAUGUUGCAAUUGCUGCUCAACCGCAACCACCUGCUGCUGACAACUCUUAUUUUUCUACCUUGAAGCGCUCCUCUACUGAUGCAUUGUAUCAUCAGACACUUUUGGGUGCACGUAAUACAAUCGGGCAAGCUGAAGCUUGGUUUUCAACCAAUCCUUUAGCCAAGCGCCCUAGAUUCGAGAGUGCAAGCAAUUUGCCUAUAUAUCCCCAGAGGCCUGGAGAGAAGGACUGUGCCCAUUAUAUGCAAACAAGAACCUGUAAAUUUGGAGAAAGCUGCAAGUUUGACCAUCCUAUUUGGGUUCCAGAGGGUGGAAUCCCAGAUUGGAAAGAGGUUCCAGUUACAACUGAAUCUCCUCCUGAAAGACCUGGAGAGCCUGAUUGUCCAUAUUUUAUGAAGACUCAAAAAUGCAAGUUCGGUAAUAGGUGCAAAUUUAACCACCCCAAGGAUAACACAGCUCAAUUGUCUCAGGGUGCUACACAGAAUUCUGAUGUUUCUGACUUACCUGAGAGACCUUCUGAACCAUCAUGCACGUUUUACAUGAAGACGGGAACAUGUAAAUUUGGUGCUACCUGCAAGUUUCACCAUCCUAGAGAUAUACAAGUGCCAUCUCCCAAGCAAGAAAAUGGCUCUGCGGGGAAGCCUGGAUCAGCUAUUAAUGAGAUAACUCAGGAUGUGAAUCUAGUCAAGCCGCUUUCUGUUCCAGCUUUAUUGCACAACUCCAAAGGCCUUCCAGUUAGACCGGGUGAAGUUGAUUGUCCUUUCUACCUAAAAACUGGCAGCUGCAAGUAUGGAGGCACUUGCCGUUACAACCAUCCUGAAAGAAAUGCAGCUGCUAUUGGUCCUGCCCUUGUAGCCUCUCCUGCAACACACUGGAAUAUUGGAAUGGUUAAUCCAGCUGCCUCUCUCUUGCAAAGUUUAGAUCCAAGACUGACUCAGACAAUGCUCGGGUUGCUUCCACCUGUCUAUCCACAACGACCUGGUGAAAUUGAAUGCGAUUUCUAUAUGAAAACCGGGGAAUGCAAGUAUGGUGAAAGAUGCAGGUUUCAUCACCCUCUUGAUCGUUCAGCACCCGUAGUGUCAACAAAGGAUGUACAGCAGCCAAAUGUUAAGCUUACUCUUGCUGGUCUACCAAGGAGGGAGGGUGCUGUACACUGUCCAUACUACAUGAAGACUGGAAUGUGCAAGUAUGGGGCGACAUGCAAGUUUGAUCAUCCACCACCUGGAGAGCUCUUGGGUAUGGCAACAUCCCAGGGGGCGUCGUUGUCUGUUGAGGGAGAAGAUAAUGUUGGUGUGAAUGAACAGCAGCAGUAAGGUUAUAGCUGAAAGGCCAUUCUCGCAGUCACAUCUUUCUCAAUUAUCAUUUCUGUUUUACCAUUAUUGUAGCACACUUGUAAAGCAUAGUUUGCAGGAUGAAUUCUGAACAUUCUUCUAGAGUUGUAACACAGUUUCUCGUUUACACCACAACUUGAUGAAAGUUGUUUUUUCAAUGGUAUGCUUUUAGUUGCACCUCUUCAGAACCUGAAAAAUUUAAAUACAACCCAUCUUAAAGGA
Molecule: messenger RNA, 1884 nt
Organism: Lycium ferocissimum
Lineage: Eukaryota; Viridiplantae; Streptophyta; Magnoliopsida; Solanales; Solanaceae
Product: zinc finger CCCH domain-containing protein 37
Exons: 12
Coding region: 64-1644 (526 amino acids)
Molecular function (GO): mRNA binding; metal ion binding
Source: RefSeq, a predicted model, not a curated record